Molecule: messenger RNA, 6334 nt
Organism: Charadrius vociferus (killdeer)
Lineage: Eukaryota; Metazoa; Chordata; Aves; Charadriiformes; Charadriidae
Gene: AGRN
Product: agrin
Biological process (GO): receptor clustering; G protein-coupled acetylcholine receptor signaling pathway
Molecular function (GO): calcium ion binding; laminin binding
Source: RefSeq, a predicted model, not a curated record
CAAGGUGAGAGUCUGGCGUUAUCUCAAAGGCAAAGACAUCGUCACUCACGAGAUCCUCUUGGAUGGUGGGAACAAGGUGGUUAUCGGUGGCUUCGGAGACCCGUUGAUCUGCGACAACCAAGUCUCGACUGGGGACACGCGGAUUUUCUUCGUCAACCCUGCCCCGCAGUACAUGUGGCCGGCACACCGCAACGAGCUGAUGCUGAACUCCAGCCUCAUGCGGAUAACGCUGCGCAACCUGGAGGAGGUGGAGCACUGCGUGGAAGAACAUAGGAAGCUUCUUGCUGACAAGCCCAAUAGUUAUUUUACCCAGACGCAGCCGACGCCGCGAGAUGCGUGUCGAGGGAUGCUGUGCGGGUUCGGGGCGGUGUGCGAGAGGAGCUCCACCGACCCCUCCCAGGCCUCCUGCGUCUGCAAGAAGACAGCCUGCCCCAUCGUGGUGGCUCCUGUCUGCGGCUCGGAUUAUUCCACCUACAGCAACGAGUGUGAGCUGGAGAAGGCCCAGUGCAACCAACAGAGGCGGAUCAAAGUCAUCAGCAAGGGACCGUGUGGCUCCAAGGACCCCUGCGCGGAGGUGACCUGCAGCUUUGGCAGCACGUGCGUCCGCUCCACGGACGGCCAGUCCGCCAAGUGCGUCUGCCCAUCGUCCUGCAGCGGCGUGCCCGAGAGCACGGUGUGCGGCAGCGACGGCAAAGACUACCGCAGCGAGUGCGACCUCAACAAGCACGCCUGCGACAAGCAGGAGAAUGUUUUCAAGAAGUUCGACGGCGCCUGCGACCCGUGUAAAGGCGUCCUCAACGACAUGAAUCGUGUUUGCCGGGUGAACCCCCGCACCCGAAGGGCGGACCUGCUCUCCCGCCCCGAGAACUGUCCCCCAAAGAGGGAGCUGGUGUGCGGCGACGACGGGGUGACUUACGACAACGAGUGCGUGAUGGGGCGCUCGGGGGCCAUCCGAGGACUGGAGAUCCAGAAGGUGCGUUCAGGGCAGUGCCAGCAUCAGGACAAAUGCAAGGAUGAGUGCAAGUUCAACGCUGUCUGCCUGAACCGCCGUGGCACCACUCGCUGCUCCUGCGACCGCAUCACCUGCGACGGCGCCUACCGGCCUGUCUGCGCCCGGGACAGCCGGACCUACAGCAACGACUGCGAGCGCCAGAAGGCUGAAUGCCACCAGAAGGCUGCCAUCCCAGUAAAGCACAGCGGACCCUGUGACUUGGGGACACCCAGCCCGUGCCUGAGCGUGGAGUGCACUUUCGGGGCCACGUGCGUGGUGAAGAACCAGGAGGCCGUGUGCGAGUGCCAGCAGGUGUGCCAGGGCCGCUACGACCCCGUGUGCGGCAGCGACAACCGCACCUACGGCAACCCCUGCGAGCUCGACUCCAUGGCCUGUGUCCUCAAGAAGGAGAUCAAAGUGAAACACAAAGGGCCCUGCGACCGUUGUGGCAAGUGCCAGUUUGGGGCCAUCUGCGAGGCGGAGACGGGACGGUGCGUGUGCCCCACGGAGUGCGUUCCCUCCUCUCAGCCCGUGUGCGGCACAGAUGGCAACACGUACGGCAGCGAGUGCGAGCUCCACGUCCGGGCGUGCACGCAGCAGACGAACAUUUUGGUGGCUGCCCAAGGAGACUGCAAGUCCUGCGGCAGCACGGUGUGCUCCUUCGGCAGCAAGUGCGUGGGUGGGCAGUGCGUGUGCCCGCGCUGCGAGAGACAGCCCUUCGCUCAGGUGUGCGGGAGCGAUGGCCUCACCUACGACAACCAGUGCGAACUGCAGGUGGCCUCCUGCCAGCAGAAGAAGAGCAUUGAGGUUGCCAGGAUGGGGCCAUGCGAGGACGAGUGCGGCUCAGGGGGCUCGGGCUCCGGCGACGGUAGUGAGUGUGAACAGGACCGGUGCCGGCAGUACGGAGGCUGGUGGGACGAGGAUGCAGAGGAUGACCGCUGUGUGUGUGACUUCACCUGCCUGACGGUGCCACGUAACCCGGUGUGCGGCUCUGAUGGUGUGACCUACGCCAACGAGUGUGAGCUGAAGAAGACACGGUGUGAAAAACGCCAGGAUCUCUAUGUCACUAGCCAAGGAGCCUGCCGCGCCCUUGUCACGACCCCACCACCUCUCCUGGUUGUGCACUGCAGCCAGACCAUCUACGGAUGCUGCCCAGACAACAUGACCUUGGCGCUCGGAGUGGGUGCAGCUGGAUGCCCAAGUCCCUGCCAGUGCAACCCCUACGGCUCCUACGGCGGGGGAGCCUGCGACCCCGCGACGGGGCAGUGCUCCUGCAAGCCAGGCGUGGGGGGGCUGAAGUGCGACCGCUGCGAGCCCGGCUUCUGGAAUUUCCGCGGCAUCGUCACCGACAGCAAGAGCGGCUGCACGCCCUGUAACUGCGACCCGGUGGGCUCAGUGCGUGAUGACUGUGAGCAGAUGACUGGGCUGUGCUCCUGCAAGACUGGUAUCACUGGCAUGAAAUGCAACCAGUGCCCCAAUGGCAGCAAGCUGGGCAUGACCGGCUGUGAGAAAGACCCGUCAGCCCCAAAAUCCUGCGAGGAAAUGAGGUGUGAGUUUGGGGCCUCGUGCGUGGAAGUCAACGGCUUUGCUCACUGCGAGUGCCCAUCCCCGCUCUGCUCGGAGGCCAACAUGACCAAGGUCUGUGGCUCUGAUGGUGUCACUUACGGGGACCAGUGCCAGCUGAAGACCAUCGCCUGCCGGCAGGGACAAGUCAUCACAGUGAAGCAUGUGGGGCAGUGUCACGAGUCCAUCACUCACACAAGCCACACCUCACCACCCACACCGCUGCCCACACUGCCCGUGGACAAAUUAAUCCUUCCUCCGCCACUGCGGCUCACCACCCGGGCUCCAGAACCCACCGGGUUGGCUACCAGCUCCCUGCUGUCGGAAGCCAGACCUACUGAAAGAGGUCACCCUACAACAAGGCGCAUCACGACUGCCAGACCAGCCACUACACCGUGGAUGACCCAUGGGGUGUAUAAGACCACCGUCCGCCCUCUCUCCACCGCACCGGUGGUCCUGGCCACCACCCAGCCUCCCUACGUUGAGUCAGGCAGCGCAGAAGGCAGUGGAGACCAAGAGAUGGGCAUCAGUGGAGACCAGGAAUCUAGUGGUGCAGGCUCUGCCGGGGAAGAGGAGGUGGAGGAAAACCAGGUAACCUCCACCCCAGCCAUCGAGAGGGCGACGUGUUACAACACCCCGCUGGGAUGCUGCUCUGAUGGCAAGACUGCAGCCGCCGACGCGGAAGGCAGCAACUGUCCGGCUACCAAAGUCUUCCAAGGAGUCCUCAUCUUGGAGGAGGUGGAAGGCCAGGAGCUGUUCUACACACCUGAGAUGGCUGACCCCAAGUCAGAGCUCUUUGGGGAGACGGCCAGGAGCAUUGAGAGCGCGCUGGAUGAGCUUUUCCGCAAUUCUGACGUUAAGAAGGAUUUCAAAAGCAUCCGUGUCCGAGACCUGGGGCAGAGCAGCGCCGUCCGUGUCAUUGUGGAGUCCCACUUUGACCCAGCCACUUCCUACACGGCAGCUGAUGUCCAAGAGGCCCUGCUGAAGCAGAUCAAAGCUUCGAAGAAGAAGACCAUCCUGGUGAAGAAGCCCCAGCAGGAACACGUCAAAUUCAUGGACUUUGGUGAGUCUUCUCUGCCUGCGACGGCGGGAGCCGCCAGCACCAAGAGACCCACCUCCACCUUCCCUGCCACCACCCGCCGCAAGCCCACGCGCCAGCCCCCCGCCACCAAGAAACCCUCGCGGCCCUGCGACUCUCACCCCUGCCUGCACGGCGGCACUUGCGAGGACGACGGGAAGGAGUUCACCUGCAGCUGCCCGGCGGGCAAAGGAGGAGCCGUCUGCGAGAAACCUAUCAGGUACUUCAUCCCCAGCUUUGGCGGCAAGUCCUACCUGGCCUUCAAGAUGAUGAAGGCGUACCACACCGUGCGCAUCGCCAUGGAGUUCAGGACUGUGGAGCUCAGCGGGCUGCUGCUCUACAACGGGCAGAACCGAGGCAAGGACUUCAUUUCCCUGGCGCUGGUUGGCGGCUUCAUGGAGCUCAGGUUUAACACCGGCUCUGGCACGGGCAUCAUCACCAGCAAAGUCCGUGUUGAACCUGGCAAGUGGCACCAGUUAGUGGUGAACCGCAACCGCCGCAGCGGCAUGCUGUCUGUCGACGGGGAGCCCCACGUCAGCGGGGAGAGCCCCACGGGCACCGAUGGGCUCAACCUCGACACAGACCUCUUCAUCGGGGGAGCGCCGGAGGACCAAAUGGCUGCGGUGGCAGAACGUACUGCGGCUACAACCGGCCUGAAGGGCUGCAUCCGCCUCCUGGACGUGAACAACCAGAUGUACGACCUGCGGGAGAAAGGCAGUGAUGUGCUGUAUGGCAGCGGGGUGGGCGAGUGCGGCAACGACCCCUGUCACCCCAACCCCUGCCACCAUGGUGGCAUCUGCCAUGUCAAGGAGGCAGAGAUGUUCCACUGCGAGUGUCUCUACACCUACACCGGUCCAACGUGUGCCGACGAGAGGAAUCCCUGUGACCCUACGCCCUGCCACGUCUCUGCCACCUGCCUGGUGCUGCCAGAGGGAGGUGCCUUGUGCGCCUGUCCCAUGGGCCGGGAAGGAGACUUCUGCGAGCUAGUGACAGAGCAGGACCACACCAUGCCCUUCCUCCCGGAGUUCAAUGGCUUCUCCUACCUGGAGCUGAAUGGGCUGCAGACCUUCGGUAUCCAUAAUCCUUUUCUCCUCAGGGACAAAAUGUCCAUGGAAGUUGUGUUCCUGGCCAAGAACCCCAGCGGCAUGAUCUUCUACAAUGGGCAGAAGACAGAUGGCAAAGGGGACUUUGUCUCUCUGGCCUUACACGAUGGCUACCUGGAGUACAGAUAUGACCUGGGCAAAGGGGCGGCCGUGCUCAGGAGCAAAGAGCCAGUUCCGCUCAACACCUGGAUAAGUGUCCUGUUGGAGAGGAAUGGGCGCAAAGGGGUAAUGAGGAUCAACAACGGCGAGAGGGUGAUGGGAGAGUCACCGAAAUCCCGUAAGGUGCCUCACACCUUCCUGAACCUGAAGGAGCCGUUUUAUGUGGGGGGAGCCCCUGAUUUCAGCAAGUUAGCUCGAGCAGCCGCCAUCUCCACCAGCUUCGAUGGAGCUGUGCAGAGGAUCUCCAUCAAGGGGGUGCCUGUGCUGAAGGAGCAGAACAUCCGCAGCGCCAUUGAGAUCUCCCCCUUCCGAGGCCAUCCCUGUACCCGAAAACCCAAUCCUUGCCAGAACGGAGGCACUUGCAGCCCCCGGCUAGAGAGCUACGAGUGUGCCUGCCAGCGGGGCUUCUCCGGGGCUCACUGUGAGAGAGUGAUCAUCGAGAAGGCUGCUGGAGAUGCAGAGGCCAUUGCUUUUGAUGGUAGGACAUAUAUGGAGUACCACAAUGCCGUGACAAAGAGCCACCUCACCAAUGAGAUCCCCGCUCCCGAAGCGCCGGACUAUCCCGCGGAGCCCAGCGAGAAGGCCUUGCAAUCGAACCACUUUGAACUAAGCAUCAAAACGGAGGCCACUCAGGGGCUGAUCCUGUGGAGCGGGAAAGGGCUGGAGCGAUCAGACUACAUUGCCCUCGCCAUAGUGGAUGGCUUCGUGCAAAUGACCUACGACCUCGGCUCCAAGCCCGUCGUCUUACGAUCCACGGUCCCGGUCAACACCAACCAGUGGAUUCAUAUCAAAGCGUACAGGGUACAGAGAGAAGGUUCCCUUCAAGUCGGCAACGAAGCCCCCAUUGCCGGCUCUUCUCCGCUUGGUGCAACACAGCUCGAUACAGAUGGGGCCCUGUGGUUGGGGGGGCUGGAGAAGCUGAGCGUGGCUCACAAGCUGCCCAAAGCCUACAGCACCGGCUUCGUCGGCUGCAUAAGGGACGUGAUUGUCGACCGCCAAGAACUGCACCUGGUGGAGGACGCUUUAAACAACCCCACGAUAUUACACUGCUCAGCCAAAUAGACCCCCAGGGACCCUUCCUUCUCCUUCCCUCCCUCCUGCCUAUUGCUGUAAUUAUUUUCUAUUUUUGUAAACUUAUUGCUUUUUAUAUUUUGGGGGGAGGGGGGAAAGGGAGGGGAGGAAACACCUUUUCUUUUGGGUUAUUCGUUCGGUUGCAGUCUAUCCAGGUCAGUCAGACUCUAAUCAAACAGCAGCGACGAAGAACAAACCUUGAACCAAGUCUCCAAGAAGUGACAGAAGAACUUCCCCAUCGCACCUGCAUUUGUAAAUCUUAUUCAUACUUGAAGCUUCUUUUUUUCGGGUUCUUUUUCCCCCUCCUUACUUGUGUUCUCGGGUUGUUGUUCACGCCUGGGGGGGGCCGGGGGGGGGAAGGAUGCUGGU